AUGCUAUUCAUUGGCAAGCUGCACACUGGCAUUGUACACACUGACACGCUACACACUGACACGCUGCACACAGGCAUGCUGCACACAGGCAUGCUGCACACUGGCAUGCUAUACACUGACACGCUGCACACUGGCAUGCUGCACACAGGCAUGCUGCACACUGGCAUGCUAUACACUGACACGCUGCACACUGGCAUGCCGUACACUGGGGCACUACACACUGACACGCUGCACACUGGCAUGCUACACACUGACACGCUGAACACUGUUAUGCAGCACACUGGCAUGCUACACACUGGCAUGCUGCACACUGGCAUGAUGCACACUGACACGCCUCUAACUGGCAUGCUGCACACUGGCACACUAAACAAUGACACGCUACACACUGGCAUGCUACACACUGGCAAGCUGCACACUGGCAUGCUACACACUGGCAAGCUGUAUACUGGCAUAAUACACACUGGCAAGCUGUACACUGGCAUGCUACACACUGGCAUGCUACACACUGGCAUGCUGCACACUGGCAUGCUACACACUAGCAUGCUACACACUGACACGCUACACACUGACAAGCUGUACAAUGACAUGCUUCACACUGACACGCUGCACACUGGCAUGCUGCACACUGGCAUGCUACACACUGACACGCUGAACACUGGCACACUACACACCGAUACGCUACACACCGGCAAGCUGGUCACUGGCAUGCUACUCACUGGCACGUUACACACUGGCACGCUACACACUGGCACGCUACACACUGGCACGCUACACACUGGCACGCUACACACUGUCAAGCUGCAAACUGGCAUGCAACACUAUGACAAGCUGUACACAGGGAUGCUACACACUGACUCCCCACACACUGGCACGAAACACAAGCACUCUACCCACUAG
This is a messenger RNA of Procambarus clarkii (red swamp crayfish), 897 nucleotides long. RefSeq lists its product as uncharacterized. Lineage: Eukaryota; Metazoa; Arthropoda; Malacostraca; Decapoda; Cambaridae. The record is from RefSeq and is a predicted model, not a curated record.